This is a messenger RNA of Gryllus bimaculatus (two-spotted cricket), 1963 nucleotides long. The record is from the annotation of a GenBank genome assembly. Lineage: Eukaryota; Metazoa; Arthropoda; Insecta; Orthoptera; Gryllidae.
GUGCGGUAUGCGCCGUUCCCGCCGGUGGCCGCCGGGUCCCCGCCGCUGAGCGGCGCGCCGCUGCCGCCGUUGCCGCCCCCGCUGCCGCCGCCGCCGCUCCAGCCGCUGCAGCUGCAGCAGCGCGCCCACUCCCGCAGCAUGUCGUCGCUGCCGCCCGAGCCCUUCAUGAUCAUGCGCUCCAAGGCGCUCAACAGGCGCGUCUGCAUCAACGUGGGCGGCGUCAAGCACGAGGUGCUGUGGCGAACCUUGGAGCGGCUGCCGCACACGCGCCUGGGCCGCCUCCGCGAGUGCAACACGCACGAGGCCAUCACGGAGCUGUGCGACGACUACUCGCUCGUGGACAACGAGUACUUCUUCGACCGCCACCCCAAGUCCUUCAGCUCCAUCCUCAACUUCUACCGCACAGGCAAGCACCGCGCCGCGCUGCGCGCCCCCGCUGCCCGGCUAUGCAAGCUGCAUCUGGUGGACGAGAUGUGCGUGCUGGCAUUCAGCGACGACCUGGAGUACUGGGGCGUGGACGAGCUGUACCUGGAGUCGUGCUGCCAGCACAAAUACCACCAGCGCAAAGAGCACGUGCACGAGGAGAUGCGCAAGGAGGCGGAGUCGCUGCGCCAGCGCGAGGAGGAGGAGUUCGGCGACGGCAAGUGCGCGCAGUACCAGAAGUUCCUGUGGGACCUCCUCGAGAAGCCCACCACGUCCAUCGCCGCGCGGAAUCCUAAGUAUGUGUUUGCUGUCUUGUUUGUUUGUUGGUCACACAGCCACACAGCAGCGCCCAGCUGCCGCCGCCGCCAGGGCGCGCGCGUGGCGCUCGCCGCUCCGUGCGCCCCCGCCCAGCCCCCGCCCGCGCUCCGCUCCGCGCGCGCGCGCCCGCGCCCGCGCCCGCCCGCGCUCGCGCCCACCCCGCCGCCUCGCCGUGCAUCCGCCGGCCUCGGCGUCGUUGGCGCGCGCCCCCCGCUCAGUGUUGUUGUUUUUGUUCGUUUGUGUUUUUAUGUGAUCGCGGUCAUCUCCAUCCUGUUCAUAGUGCUUUCGACCAUAGCGCUCACUCUCAACACCAUCCCCAGCCUCCAGUACCACGAGAACGGCACCCUCCAGGACAACCCACAACUCGCCAUGGUCGAGGCAGUGUGCAUCACGUGGUUCACGCUAGAGUACGUCCUCCGGUUCAGCGCCUCCCCGAACAAGUGGAAAUUCUUCAAGGGGGGGCUCAACGUCAUCGAUCUCCUCGCCAUCCUCCCCUACUUCGUCUCCUUGUUCCUCCUGGAGACGAACAAAAACGCCAACGACCAGUUCCAAGACGUACGCCGCGUGGUGCAAAUCUUCCGGAUCAUGCGAAUCCUCCGAAUCCUAAAACUCGCCCGCCACUCCACCGGCCUUCAGUCUCUCGGCUUCACACUUCGCAACUCCUACAAGGAGCUCGGGCUACUCAUGCUGUUCCUGGCCAUGGGAGUGUUGAUUUUCUCCAGCCUGGCCUAUUUUGCCGAGAAGGAAGAACCGGGGACAAAAUUCAUCUCUAUUCCGGAGACGUUUUGGUGGGCGGGCAUUACGAUGACGACGGUGGGCUACGGGGACAUUUACCCCACGACGGCGCUGGGGAAGGUCAUAGGAAGUGUCUGCUGCAUUUGCGGAGUUCUGGUGAUCGCGUUGCCCAUUCCCAUCAUCGUGAACAAUUUCGCCGAGUUCUAUAAAAACCAGAUGAGACGCGAAAAGGCGCUGAAGAGGCGGGAGGCGUUGGAGCGCGCCAAGCGGGAGGGCAGCAUCGUGUCCUUCCACCACAUCAACCUGCGCGACGCCUUCGCCAAGAGCAUGGACCUCAUCGACGUCAUCGUGGACACAGGUGAGAAGGCCGCGUUGCUGGGCGGGACGAGCGUGGACGCGGCAUGCCCGCCCCCAAAGCCCAAAGACCAAAGACUCUGACCGCCUCCGCCUCCGCUCCGCUCGGCCUUAGGUCCGUUGCCCGCGGGGG